Fukomys damarensis (Damara mole-rat) is the source of this 1361-nucleotide messenger RNA. RefSeq names its product spindlin family member 4 (gene Spin4). Lineage: Eukaryota; Metazoa; Chordata; Mammalia; Rodentia; Bathyergidae. The record is from RefSeq and is a predicted model, not a curated record. Bases 10 to 759 code for a protein of 249 amino acids. Gene Ontology annotation, biological process: regulation of DNA-templated transcription; gamete generation. Gene Ontology annotation, cellular component: cytosol; nucleoplasm. The transcript has a single exon.
CCCCGAGCUAUGUCUCCUCCAGCCGUGCCUCCGACAGGGAUAGAUGGUGUGUCUGCAUACCUGAUGAAGAAAAGGCACACCCACAGGAAGCAGCGGCGCAAGCCCACUUUCCUCACUUGUAGGAACAUAGUGGGCUGCCGCAUUCAACACGGCUGGAAAGAAGGCAAUGAGCCGGUGGAGCAGUGGAAGGGCACUGUGCUCGAGCAGGUUUCUGUGAAGCCCACACUCUACAUCAUUAAGUAUGAUGGCAAAGACAGUGUGUAUGGACUAGAACUGCACCGAGAUAAAAGAGUUUUAGCGCUAGAGAUUCUUCCCGAGAGAGUGCCAACCCCUCGUAUUGAUUCAGGCUUGGCAGAUUCCUUGAUUGGGAAGGCAGUGGGGCAUGUGUUUGAAGGCGAGCAUGGUACAAAAGAUGAAUGGAAGGGCAUGGUGCUGGCGCGAGCCCCCGUGAUGGAUACUUGGUUUUAUAUCACCUAUGAGAAAGAUCCGGUCCUCUAUAUGUACACUUUGCUGGACGACUACAAAGAUGGUGACCUUCGCAUCAUUCCAGAUUCCAGCUACUAUUUUCCCACAGCGGAACGGGAGCCUGGAGAAGUGGUCGACAGCCUUGUGGGCAAGCAGGUGGAGCACGCCAAAGAUGAUGGGUCCAAGAGAACUGGCAUUUUCAUCCAUCAAGUGGUGGCCAAGCCGUCUGUCUACUUUAUUAAGUUUGAUGAUGAUAUUCACAUUUAUGUCUAUGGUUUGGUGAAAACUCCGUAAGUUCAUUGUGCUCUUUGCAAAAGUUGUGGAGCUUUUAGAUGUAAAAUAUUUUGUGUUCUCAUAAUUGUAAUCUUUGAGGACAGUUUCGACAUAAAGAAUUCAGGAAAGUGGUAAAUAUUAUUGUGUCACCAAAUUUUACAUUGUCUAGUUUCACGGUUUUGCCCCAAGGUAAUAAAUAAUUUUGAUAUUUAUUCUGUAAUUGAAAAUUUUAAUUGGGCAUUAAUAGAAAAAUAAAGUGCAACCAUUGGAACAAUGCAAAAGCAGAUCAAUCCCACCAUGUCCUUCUUCCCCAACUUUUUACUUCCCUCUUUCUUCUUCCCAGGUAACAAGUGUUGAAAACAUAAACUAUGCCCUUCUUUUCUCUGUCCGCAAAGUUUGUUAAGUAGUUUCUGUAAAAAGGACAAGUUGUGUGCAUUUAUCUAAUUGUUUUUUUUUCCACUUUGCAUAGAGAUGACAUCCUUCCAGACUAGUAGUUACACUCAGUCUUUCUGACUCUGCCACCAUCUCUCACUCUUAAUUUACUGCUAUAUAUACACAGUAUAUGUAGAGAUGCCAAGAAAAGUAUUCAACAUUCUGUUAAUUGUGGUUAAUGUCAUUUAUUU